Messenger RNA from Myodes glareolus (Bank vole), 4245 nucleotides. The record is from RefSeq and is a predicted model, not a curated record. NCBI's taxonomy places the organism in Eukaryota, Metazoa, Chordata, Mammalia, Rodentia, Cricetidae.
CGGGGCGGGCGUGAGGAGGGGAAUGUCAUUGCCGCUCGGAGCCGCCGCUCCUCUGGCGCCCUCGUCCCGUCGGCUCUCGCCGCCGCCGCCUCCUCAGCCGCACGGGGGACACGGAUGGCUAGUGGGGCGCAGGGGCCUUCUGGGUUGAGACCGCGGCGGUCGCGGCCGCUGCCGAGGCAGAGACUCCGGAUCGCCGCCGCCGCCGCCUCCUCCACCCCCAGUGUCCCGGCCUCGCGGUGUUGAGGGCGGGAGCGCGCCCAGCUCUCCCUCCGCCUCCGCCUCCUCCUCCUCGUUGUCGUCGCCGUCGCCCUCCUCCUCCUCCUCCUCCUCUGGGUCUCCGCCCAGCACCCCUCGCUCCAGGCGGCGGCGGUGGCCGCGGAGGACGAGCGAGACCCGCCGCCGGGGCACAACAUGGCGGAGCCCUCGGCCCCGGAGAGCAAGCACAAGUCGUCCCUCAACUCGUCCCCGUGGAGCGGCCUCAUGGCUCUGGGGAACAGCCGCCACGGGCACCACGGGAAGCAGACUGUGCCAGUGCCAGAGUGGCACAUAAGGUUUAACUAUAGAUCAACACAUCACCUUGCAUCUCAUGGGUUUUAUGAAUUUUUAAAUUGGUUUGAUGAAAGAGCAUGGUAUCCACUAGGAAGAAUAGUAGGUGGCACUGUUUACCCAGGGUUGAUGAUAACAGCUGGCCUUAUUCAUUGGAUUUUAAAUACAUUGAACAUAACAGUUCACAUAAGAGAUGUGUGUGUAUUCCUUGCACCAACUUUUAGCGGCCUUACAUCUAUAUCUACGUUCCUGCUAACUAGAGAACUUUGGAACCAAGGAGCAGGACUUUUAGCUGCUUGUUUUAUUGCAAUUGUACCAGGGUACAUAUCUCGAUCAGUGGCAGGAUCCUUUGAUAAUGAAGGCAUUGCAAUUUUUGCGCUUCAGUUCACUUACUACUUAUGGGUAAAGUCUGUGAAAACUGGGUCUGUGUUUUGGACGAUGUGCUGCUGCCUGUCGUAUUUCUACAUGGUCUCUGCGUGGGGAGGUUAUGUGUUUAUCAUCAACCUUAUCCCUCUCCAUGUGUUUGUGCUGCUGCUAAUGCAGAGGUACAGCAAGAGAGUCUACAUAGCAUAUAGCACUUUCUACAUUGUGGGUUUAAUAUUAUCCAUGCAGAUACCUUUUGUGGGAUUUCAACCAAUCAGAACAAGCGAGCACAUGGCAGCUGCAGGUGUCUUUGCAUUGCUGCAAGCUUACGCUUUUUUGCAGUAUCUGAGAGACCGGUUGACAAAGCAGGAGUUCCAGACCCUUUUCUUUUUGGGAGUCUCACUAGCUGCAGGUGCUGUGUUCCUUAGUGUCAUCUAUCUGACAUACACAGGUUACAUUGCACCAUGGAGUGGCAGGUUUUAUUCAUUAUGGGAUACUGGGUAUGCAAAAAUACACAUUCCAAUUAUUGCAUCAGUGUCUGAGCAUCAGCCUACGACUUGGGUGUCUUUCUUCUUUGAUCUACAUAUUCUUGUAUGUACCUUCCCAGCAGGCCUAUGGUUCUGCAUCAAAAAUAUCAACGAUGAAAGAGUGUUUGUUGCUCUGUAUGCAAUCAGUGCUGUCUACUUUGCUGGAGUGAUGGUGCGGCUGAUGCUGACUCUGACCCCAGUUGUCUGCAUGCUGUCUGCAAUUGCCUUCUCCAAUGUUUUUGAGCACUAUUUGGGGGAUGACAUGAAAAGGGAAAAUCCCCCUGUGGAGGACAGCAGUGAUGAGGAUGACAAGAGAAACCCAGGAAACUUGUAUGAUAAGGCAGGUAAAGUAAGAAAACAUGUAACAGAGCAAGAGAAAACUGAAGAAGGCUUAGGCCCCAACAUCAAAAGCAUUGUGACCAUGCUCAUGCUUAUGCUCCUGAUGAUGUUUGCCGUCCAUUGCACAUGGGUCACUAGCAAUGCCUAUUCCAGUCCAAGUGUGGUCCUUGCUUCCUACAAUCAUGAUGGCACCAGAAAUAUCUUAGAUGAUUUUAGAGAAGCAUACUUUUGGCUAAGACAAAAUACAGAUGAACAUGCCCGGGUCAUGUCCUGGUGGGACUAUGGCUAUCAGAUCGCUGGGAUGGCCAACAGGACUACUCUGGUGGAUAACAACACCUGGAAUAACAGUCACAUAGCACUGGUAGGAAAAGCUAUGUCUUCUAAUGAAACAGCCGCCUAUAAAAUCAUGAGAUCUCUGGAUGUUGAUUAUGUAUUGGUUAUUUUUGGAGGAGUUAUUGGCUAUUCUGGUGAUGAUAUCAACAAGUUCCUCUGGAUGGUUAGGAUAGCUGAAGGGGAGCAUCCAAAAGACAUUCGGGAAGGAGAUUACUUCACACAGCAGGGAGAAUUCCGUGUAGACAAAGCUGGAUCUCCUACUCUGUUAAAUUGCCUUAUGUAUAAAAUGUCAUACUACAGAUUUGGAGAAAUGCAGCUAGAUUUUCGCACACCCCCAGGUUUUGACCGAACCCGUAAUGCCGAGAUUGGAAAUAAAGACAUUAAAUUCAAGCAUUUGGAGGAAGCCUUUACAUCAGAGCACUGGCUUGUCAGGAUAUAUAAAGUGAAAGCACCCGACAACAGGGAAACACUAGGUCACAAGCCUCGAGUCACCAACAUCUUCCCCAAACAGAAGUAUUUGUCAAAGAAGACUACGAAAAGGAAGCGUGGCUACAUUAAAAAUAAGCUAGUUUUUAAGAAAGGCAAGAAAAUCUCUAAGAAGACUGUUUAAACACACUGUUCUGGCCUGACUUGCAGCAGUUGUCCUUGUGAGCACCGGUCUUUGCCUUCAGCUCAUGUCCUGUUUCACAGCACGAAGGGUACAGAACCAUCGCUGGGCCAGGUCAAUGUACAAAAUUUUCUGGCAAUGCCUCAUUUAAAAAUUAAAUUGGUUUAUUGAGAACAACUGUUUUCGAUUUGUAAUGUGAAGCAAGACAGAGCCAUGCUGUGAGCAUCUGGCAGAAGAUUUUUUUUAUUAUUAUUAUUGGUACAUAUUACCCUUCAAAUCUGAGAAUUUGGACUAAUUGCACCAAAGAACCCUCUAAUUUGGUCCCUGGCACAUGCGUACUUGUCAAUUUUAUUUUUUCCUUUUACGAGAUCUACCUUUUGUUUGAAUUACCCAAAUAGCAAUAUGUAAGACACACAUGACAGAUGUAACAAGAGUGUCUUGACCAGUAAACAAACUAGCCCCGGUCUGAGAAAGAAGUGUUAAGAGGAGAGUACUUCCGUAAACUCUAUUUAUUUUCCUGUUUCUCUGGUGUGAAGAAUGUUUCAUCAAAUGUCCACUGUGUCGCUCAGUGCCGCUGUGAGCAGCUGCUAGCGGUGGGCCUCUGUGUAGUUAGCUGACUAGAUAGGUAUUUGUGUUCAGGCAUCCGCACUGCGGUUAGCAAGUGUUUUCACCAGGUACUUACAGAGCAGAUUUCAUGCAUUGUUCAUUUAAGGGCUAAAUUUAUAUCCUUUGGGAAUCAUGGCAAGCACACACAGAAUGUGGCUGGCUGGGAUGGCUUUGUUACCUUAGUACUGGGGUUGGCACCAUGUUUACGUGCAGAUGAUUAAGGGGAAAGCCCUUACAUGGACAGGUAUCCAAAGUUCAUUUCUGUGACUUAAAUGACAAAGGAUUUGUAAACUUUGCCUGGAUUUUCCUCAUUUUAUACCAGUUUUGUUCAUCACAAUGAUUUCUGUUCACUGCUCCAUGUUUUUUAAUACCUGAAGCAUUUGAUGAAACACUCUUUAGUGCUAUCUAGGCAUUUUCUUACUUUUAUUACAAAUGUGACAUUUGUCAAAAGAUGCACUAAAAUAUGAAUGGAGAUUGACCAUGUUCAUUUUCCAGCUUAUAGGCAACUUUAUACAGACUUGAAAACUUUACCCAGUUGUUUAGUGAAGUGAGAGCGAAAGGUUUCCUGCCACAGGAGAACUUUUUAUACAACAUGCCACUGCUUUUGGUGGGAAAGUGCAGAAUAGAUGAACCUUUUAUGAAGAAACCGUAAUUUACAAUGUUCCGUGAGAAUGUUACUGCUGAUUUCCUUUUUCAAAGUGUAGAAUAUUGUUUGAUUUAUAGAAUUCAUUUUUGACCCGGAUGAUGGUUCUUUUACAGACCAAUAAAAAAAGGGUGAACAUUUUCACAAAUAAAGUGUAACUAAAUCUGGAUUUCUGAUACCUUGUCAUUUGGGGGAUUUUAUCUUACUUUGUUGCUUUACAAUUCAAUGCAGAGAAGUUAUUGACCAUAAGGGAAAUAAAGUUAAUUCAGAUUUUAUGUUAA